UGGCUGCCCACGAGGACGGAAGAAGUUGCAGGGAGUAACUGGGUUCAGGGAGGUGCUGUGUCGCUCGCCGCUGGAGUAUAAAGGCCUUCGACAGGACAGCUACCGACUCGUGCUACAAGUCAGGGACUAUCUUGAUUCGGGACCUGAAAGAAGGGCCAUUUCUGAAGCUUCCUGAAGUACAAUGAAGACAUGGGCACUGGGGAUGAUUCUAACAUUGCUUCUGCUGCCACAUAUCCAUGGAACUGCGGAGAACAGUCGAGCUGGCUGCAGAACUGUGGCCAAUGACCUGGUGUACAUCAUCGAUGGCUCUUCCAGUGUGGGAGUUGCAGACUUUGACAUGGCCAAGCAAUGGUUGAUCAACGUCACUGGCAACUUUGCGGUGGGGCCCCGGCACACGCAGGUGGCUAUUGUCCAGUACAGUGACACGCCCCGCCUGGAGGUCCCUCUGGGCCAACACCGGAACAGUCGCGAGCUCAUCCGGGCCAUCCAGGCUAUCGGCUACCUGGGUGGCAGCACGCGGACAGGUCGCGCACUCAAGUUUGCUAUCGAGCAUGUAUUUCCCUCCUCUGGACGUGCCGGGACAGCCCAACACCGCAUCGCCGUAGUGGUGACGGAUGGUAAAUCGCAGGAUGAUGUAGUUGACGCUGCCCUGGAGGCAAGAGCCCAGGGUAUCGUGGUCUUUGCUGUGGGAGUGGGCAGCGAGGCCUCGGGCCCAGAGCUGGCAGCCCUGGCAAAUCGGCCCUCGUCAACCUACGUGCUGCAUGCAGAGGACUAUGCCACCAUUGGAUGUGUCCAGGAUGCGAUGCAGCAGAAGCUUUGCGAGGAGUCUGUGUGCCCCAUACAGACAUCUUCAUUCCCCCCAAAUGAGAGGGGCUUUGAGCUCUUGUCCAGUAUGAAGAUUGAUCAGAAGGCUCCAAAGGUGCAGGGCUCCCUGGUGUCAGAGGUGGCCUACCUGCUGAGUCCCGGGUUGGACCUCACGGAGAGUACCAGAGCAGUCUUCCCUCAGGGUUUGCCCCCUUCCUAUGUGUUUGUGGCAACCCUAAGACUGAAGGCUCCUGCCAAUCGGGCCGCUUUGGACCUGUGGAGGAUCAGGUCCAAGGAUGGCAGCACCCAGACUGCUGUGACACUGGAUGGUCGAGACAAAUCGGUCAUCUUCACCACCACCAGCUCUGUAAGACAGGAGCAGUGCGUUCUCUUCAACGACCGUGGAAUUCAGAGGCUCUUCGAUGGCAGCUGGCAUCAGCUGAAGUUGCUGCUGAAGCCGAGGCGCAUCACCUGUUUCCUGGAUGACGUGUUGAUUGAGGAGCAGCUACUGGAGGAGGCCAUGCCCAUCUAUGUCAGCGGAUGGACCCAGGUUGCCAAAGUAACCAAACCGGAAACCACGGUGGCGGUUGAGAUCCAAAAACUGAGACUUUACUGCAACCCUGAGCAAAGCGACAAAGAGACGGCCUGCGAAAUCUACUCUGCGGUGGAUGACAGGUGUCCCCUGGAUCGAACCCCCAGCACGGAGCCUUGUGACUGCCCUGGUGGGAACCCUGGCCCCCCUGGCCUACCAGGGCCAAUGGGUUUCCGUGGUGAGAAGGGGCGCGAAGGACCGCCAGGUCCCGAUGGUAAGCCUGGGAAGCCAGGUGGGCAAGGGAUGCCAGGAGAGCCGGGUCCAGCUGGACGGAAGGGUGAUGCAGGUUCAGCUGGGCCCAUGGGAUACCCUGGCUCAAAAGGCGCCAAGGGUGACCGAGGAGCGCAGGGUCCCCCCGGAAGGCCGGGGCUUCCAGCACCCAAGGGGCUCGGUGUUUCUCGGUUCAGCCUCGGUGCCAUUGGAGUACCUGGGACGAAGGGGAGUCCAGGUGAGAUGGGAUCACCCGGUGAACCUGGUCAGCCUGGUCCAAUAGGGAAACGAGGACCACCCGGCCAAGAUGGACCACCUGGACCCGAGGGACCGAAGGGUGACAGAGGAGAUGCUGGCGCCUCAGGCUUUGAAGGAGCGGCGGGGCUUCCGGGAAUCCGUGGCCCCCCAGGCGAGACAGGAGCCCUGGGACCCCAGGGUGAAAGGGGGCCUCCUGGACCUGUGGGAUUGAGCGGAGCGAAAGGACCGCAGGGACAUCCAGGCCCGGUUGGUCCACCCGGCAACGACGGACUCAAUGGCCCAAAGGGCAGCCCCGGGGAGCGAGGCGCGGACGGCUUUCCCGGGUCGCCGGGCCCGAAGGGCACUCCAGGAGAACCCGGGAUUCAGGGGUUGCCGGGAAUCAUGGGAAUGCCAGGAUUUAAAGGACAUAAGGGCGAGACGGGAGCUCCGGGUUCGAAGGGAAAUAAGGGUGAGCGUGGAGCCGAAGGAACCGCAGGACCGAGCGGCCCUCCUGGUGAAACCGGACCCCGUGGAAGCAAAGGAGAGAGAGGCAUGGUGGGGGACGCUGGAAAUCGAGGACCCGAGGGCAAGAAAGGAGACCUGGGACCCGCAGGAGCCGCAGGACCUCGGGGGCCUCCUGGCCUGGAUGGGUUACCAGGGCAGCCAGGUGUUCCAGGGCAUCCGGGGAAACCGGGGAAGCCAGCCUCUGAACAGUACCUGAUCAAGCUCUGUACAGAUGUACUACGAAAUGAACUCCCUCAGCUUUUGCUCACCGUGAUGCCCUCAAGCUGCCAGGCUUGCGAGGGGAAGCGGGGCCUGCCGGGUGAACCGGGCCCUCCGGGGCCCGAAGGCCCCGGUGGCCCCCAAGGUUACCCGGGAAGGACCGGUUUGCGGGGCUACCCCGGCCCAGCCGGCAGUCAAGGCCCCCAGGGAAUCAAAGGUGACACAGGAGCCACGGGACCCAGAGGCGCCAAAGGAGACGCCGGGGAACCUGGGCCGCCGGGACCUCCCGGCCCUCCUGGCCUCGAAGGGCCGCGCGGAAGCGACGCGGAGGGUCCCCCGGGACCCCCGGGCAUCCCUGGCAAGCCGGGCGUCCCCGGCGCUCCGGGAGCGCGCGGACCGCCUGGGCCGGACGGGGUCUGCGACGUGACUCCGCGCUGCCGAGCUUACGGCCUCGGCGAGGGGCCGAACUCCUAAGAGGCGGAGGCGAGCGACGGGGGGGCCAGAAAGUCCUCGUCUGCAAGGACACCCGGAGUUGCUCCUGUCGACGUACGAACGUACAAGGGACAGUUCUGGCGACACUGCUCUCGUAAUUGUGACUUUUUGUGUCAUUCGCAUCCAAACGCAGUCCAAUCCAAUGCACUGGCUUUGUAAAAAUACCUCUACGUCGAAGUGAAGGCAUUGAAGGUACGUAGCAUGUGUGUCGUCACAGGAGACUCGUUGUUAUAUUUUCACGUAGGUAUUUAAAGCACGUACUGGAUGUUUUACGUUAAAUACGCAUCGCAGCACAUACACAAAGCAUGGGGACACAGAUUUUGGAAAGUCAGCGUUUCGGUAGUCGUCUGUUUGUAAACUUAACGUAUUUAAUUUUUUAAAUGAUGUCAUUUACCUAAUGUUUUAAUAAAAGUGCAAAAUAUGACCCGAGAUCACUUGUGUCAGUUUGCAGGUGAAAUAAAUAAUUUUGCAAUUUGUUGUAUUGUGUGGAACCGUGUGACACAUGUUUCUCACCUGUUCAAGAGCAGCACGGCUGGAAGAGAAAUGAAGGCUUACGUUUCGCUCGAGCUCAAGUCAACCCUUAAC
This is a messenger RNA of Scleropages formosus (Asian bonytongue), 3643 nucleotides long. RefSeq names its product collagen alpha-1(XXI) chain. The transcript has 31 exons. The record is from RefSeq and is a predicted model, not a curated record. Lineage: Eukaryota; Metazoa; Chordata; Actinopteri; Osteoglossiformes; Osteoglossidae. Bases 182 to 3040 code for a protein of 952 amino acids.